AUGUGGCCAUUAACGAAACCUAAUAAUAUUGAAAUCGAACUAUUAGAAUCUGUUGUUUAUAUUGGCCCUCAUACCAGGACAAAUCCUAUUGUUCGUGGCGUUGUCCGCGUAUCGAACAAUCGAACAUCACAUAUUCACAUCUUGAACAUCCUAUUUGUAUGCGACAUAAAGACAAAAUAUUGCUACAAUAAUAAAUUUUCAUGCGACAAAAAGUCUAUCACAGGGGAUCGUUUGACUCUCUACUGUUCGCACCGGAAGCCUUUGGUUAUCAAUUCAGAUUCAGCAACACAACUUUCAUUUGAAAUGCCACUGCCAUCCGAGAUACCGGAAACGAUCAAUUGUCCGCAGAUUCAUGUCAACCAUCAUGUCACUCUCGAUGUUGAGUAUUAUUAUGAUCAAAGAAAGCUGUACCAACAGAUAAGAAAGCCGGUAAUCAUUGCCCGUUUACCCGAUUGUCGAAUGCUGACAGGUGAAAACUUGCUCGAGAUGAUCGAUAGCCGCAAGAACGAGUCCUCUUGGUGUCAAUACCGUAUCACAAUAAAAAAAAAGGCUGCGCCUCUUGGGUCUCGUCUACCUAUCCAAUUUGAAAUUGCUCCUCUCAUACCGGGUGUUAAGCUGAAAGAGAUUUAUGUACAACUCAUGGAACGCCGUACAGUCGUGCCUGAUGUUGACCGAGUAGAACGAACAACACAGUCCUGUUUCUUUAUCUAUCCUGUCAAGAAUUCAUCUUUUCAACUACCUACGAAUAUACUCGAGUCUCCUUGGGAGGCAACAGUAGAGUAUCAGCUACCUUCCAAAAUGGCCCAUUCGACAGAGACAUACCAAAACUUUUUUGUAAAUCAUCUUUUAUUGGUAUCUCUUGUCUUUCAAGUGCCCGAAAGUGAAAAUUCAACCAAGCACACAACAAAAUCGAUUUCCUUUUCUUCUAGUAUUGAUCUUUUACAUAAACAUACAGCAAAUGCAACAAGACUACCUACCUAUCACUCUCUUGUUUCAGCAGAUGAAACAAUACACAGACAUACCAUUAACUUAGACCAGCCUCCUCCUGAUUAUAAUGCCGUUAUAUAA
Rhizopus microsporus ATCC 52813 is the source of this 1068-nucleotide messenger RNA. RefSeq lists its product as uncharacterized. Lineage: Eukaryota; Fungi; Mucoromycota; Mucoromycetes; Mucorales; Rhizopodaceae. The record is from RefSeq and is a predicted model, not a curated record. The transcript has 2 exons. Bases 1 to 1068 code for a protein of 355 amino acids.